AGGAGGGCCCGGCGAGGCCGUGAGAACCGCCCUAACGGGGCCCACGCCGCGGAGGCGCCCGCGCCCUGGCCGGGCCCGGCCCGGCCCGGCCCGGCUCCGGGAGGCUGGGUCGGAGCCGCUCGGUCGCCCGCGCCGGGCCACGUCCUGACGGAUCUGGGGCCACAGCGGUUCCCGCGGCUGCAGUUUCGUUACCGACGGACUAGACGACAGGCCGACGGGCACCGACCUGGUCCCGGUCCGUGAGAGAGGACGGCCCCGCGGGAAGGAGGAGCCAGAGGAGAGCGAGACGGUCGUGAAGACGCGAGGACGUGCGCCCAGUGGCGGCGGAGUCCGGGCACCGGCUCCGUCUGUGUCCGCGUGUCCGAGGCCCUCGGGGCCGAGCCUCCGUGCCGCCCGCGCGGGGCGCUCCACGUCGGGCAGCCGCGGGCGCCAGGGCGCGGAGCGGGAGACGCGCGGGAAGCGGAUUCUCGGCCGAAUGGGAGCGGGUGGGCGGCGGCCCGGGGGCCGCUCGGCUUCGUGCUUCAACCGUGGAGUGUCGGUUCCUCCCCCUCCGCCCUCCGCCCUAGUGACUCCUUCUCGGGGGACGGGCCCCACGGGGUCGCGCGCCCUCGGCGCUGGGCCGUCGGGGGGGUCAGGGGGUCGGGGGGGGCCGUGGGAAGUGGAGGUGGGAGCCUGGGCUUCCCGCGGCGCCGGCUGCUCCCAUCUCGCGGGACGCGCUCCUCCGGGGGAAGUAUGGAACCUCAAGGUCUUGGUGAUAAUGGAAACAAAAAAAUUGAUUGGCAAAUCGCUUCAACCAGCAAGACCUGUUCGUCAUCUGACUUCUCCCUCUGGAGCAGUAUUCCCUUUCAACUUUCAGAAUGAAUAUCCAUGCAACACUCAGUACUUGCAAAGCGGAGUUAGCCGAUGUAAGACAAAUGGAAUGCAGGCCUUUUCUCCGGGCCUCAGCGAGCAAACGCAACAUCAGUCUCCAGUUAAAAAAGAGAGAAUUAAAUACAGCAGAGAUUUCCUGUUGAAGCUCUCCAGUGUUUCCAUCUGCAGGAAAAAACCAGACUUUCUUCCUGAUCAUCCCAUUGUACUUCAAAAACCAGAAAACAACCAAAGUUUUAAGGAGCACUUUAAGAACAGAUGAAUUUGAAGAUAGAUAAUUAUUUUAUGUUUUGGACACCUGCAAAUGAAGUGGAUCUAGUAACAAUAACUGUAAUGGACUGUGACAAUUCAAUUUAUUUUUAAUUUUGAUGGUUGGGUAUUUGGUUUCUCCUAAAAUGAGAGAGAGAUAUUUUAAACUAUAAAGAAUUUUCUAAUCAGUUUCAGCUUUUCAAGCACUUUCCUAAAUAUAUUGGGAAGAAGCACUCACAAAUAAAAAUGUGGUUAGUGACAUGGGAAGACUGUACUUAUAAUUUGCAUGCUACUUUCAGUUUUUGUUUUUCAUCACUUGUAAUAAUGGAAUGGAAAUGGAAGCUGUAAAGAUUCUCAAAUAUAAAGAAUUUGCUGCGAUGUGUGUGGCACGGACUUGUUGCUAAA
This is a messenger RNA of Myotis myotis, 1521 nucleotides long. It is a transcript of the gene CUNH8orf88, whose product is annotated as chromosome unknown C8orf88 homolog. The transcript is spliced from 6 exons. Gene Ontology annotation, biological process: negative regulation of translational initiation. Gene Ontology annotation, cellular component: cytoplasm. The record is from RefSeq and is a predicted model, not a curated record. Gene Ontology annotation, molecular function: eukaryotic initiation factor 4E binding. Lineage: Eukaryota; Metazoa; Chordata; Mammalia; Chiroptera; Vespertilionidae. Bases 476 to 1129 code for a protein of 217 amino acids.